Oncorhynchus kisutch (coho salmon) is the source of this 1495-nucleotide messenger RNA. Its product is annotated as prolactin-releasing peptide receptor. Gene Ontology annotation, biological process: G protein-coupled receptor signaling pathway. The transcript is spliced from 3 exons. The coding region runs from base 150 to 1253 and encodes 367 amino acids. Gene Ontology annotation, cellular component: plasma membrane; neuron projection. Lineage: Eukaryota; Metazoa; Chordata; Actinopteri; Salmoniformes; Salmonidae. The record is from RefSeq and is a predicted model, not a curated record. Gene Ontology annotation, molecular function: neuropeptide Y receptor activity; neuropeptide binding.
GGGCCCAUGCCACGGGGUCUUUGAAUAAGACUCCUGGCCAGUGUGUCAGUGUGCCUCUCUGGGGAUGGAGCUUCUGUCCUUCUCCUACAGCUUUGGGCUUUACGGCACCUCUGGCCCUUUCUACAGUGUGACGUGCUUGACCGACUAAGAUGGAGGGCAGUGGCAGUGGGUGGGCUGUAGAUCUGGCCUCUCCUGGGCCGUGUGUGGCUGGCAUGGAGGGGAACACCAGCAGUCAGGUUUUUGAGGUGGCGCUGCAGAACUCCUCCUCGUCCAAACGCAGCCCUCAGUUUGUGGGGGUGGAGCUGCCGCAGUCCUUCAAGCUGCUCAUCAUCCCCUGCUAUGCCCUGGUGGUGCUGAUCGGGGUAUUCGGCAACUACCUGUUGCUCUACGUCAUCUGCCGCACCCGCAAGAUGCACAAUGUCACCAACUUCUUCAUAGGGAACCUGGCCUUCUCCGACAUGCUGAUGUGUGCCACAUGUGUCCCCUUCACCUUGGCCUAUGCCUUCAACCCCCGCGGCUGGGUGUUUGGGAGGUUCAUGUGCUACCUGGUUUACCUCAUCCAGCCAGUAACGGUCUAUGUGUCUGUUUUUACUCUCACUGCUAUUGGUGUUGACAGGUACUAUGCCACAGUGCACCCUCUGAAGAAGCGGAUCUCAGUGCUGGCGUGUACCUACCUCCUAUCUGGGAUCUGGCUGCUCUCCUGUGGGCUUGUGGCCCCGGCUGUAGCCCACACUUACCAUGUGGAGUUCAAGAAUGAGGGCUUCACCAUCUGUGAGGAGUUCUGGAUGGGUAAAGAGAAAGAGAGGUUGGCCUACGCCUACAGCACACUCUUCAUGACCUACGUCCUGCCUCUCUCUGCCCUCUGCAUCUCUUACCUCUGUAUCUCUGUCAAGCUGCGUAAUUGUGUGGCGCCUGGCCACCGCACCAAGAGCCAGGCCGAGGCACAGCGAACCCGCAAGCGUAAGACCUUCCGUCUGGUCACCUUGGUGGUGGCGGCCUUCGGCGUGUGUUGGAUGCCCAUCAGUGUAUUCAACGUGCUGCGGGACAUUGACAUUGACCUGAUUGACAAGCGCUUCUUCCUGCUCAUCCAACUGCUGUGCCACCUGUGUGCUAUGAGCUCCUCCUGCUGUAACCCUUUCCUGUACGCCUGGCUACAUGACCGCUUUCGCGCCGAGCUGCGCAAGAUGUUCACCUGCCACCGCCGCAUCGGCAUCCCUGCCAACAACUGUGCCACAAACAGCGUGGUGCUGUGAACCACUUCAUCCCACGCUGCCACCUUUCACUGGAUGUGUUCAGAGAAUGUCCUGAGGUAUUUGGUCCUGGAACUAGCUGGACAAUUUUCUGUCAGGUUUUGCAUAAGAUAAGAAUGUCAAAUGAAUACAUUAAUUUACAAUUAAGCUUAAAAAAUAUUUUGUGAAUAAUAGAUUGUUGUGCAUAUUAUGUACAUCUCUACAUGAAGUGGUUUUUCAUUGCAAUAAACUGUGCCGCAAAAAUG